AUGAAGCUGUCUCUCCUCGCUGCUGCGGCCAUCGCGCCCAUGGUCUCGGCCCAUUACUUCUUCGAUACUCUCGUUAUCGACGGCCAGGAGACCACUCCUAACCAGUACGUUCGUUCCAACACGCGGCCCGAGAAGUACAACCCGACCAAAUGGGUCAACACCCGCGACGACAUGACCCCGGAUAUGCCCGACUUCCGCUGCAACAAGGGCUCCUUCACAUUUGCCGGCCAGACGGAUACUGCGGAGGUCAAGGCUGGGUCCAAGCUGGCUAUGAAGCUGGGCGUCGGUGCGACCAUGCAGCACCCCGGCCCGGGCCUGGUGUACAUGUCCAAGGCCCCCGGUGCGGCCAACCAGUACGAGGGCGAUGGUGACUGGUUCAAAAUCCACGAGGAGGGCAUCUGCGACACCAGCAAGGACAUCAAGACCGAUGCCUGGUGCACUUGGGACAAGGACCGCAUUGAGUUCACCAUUCCUGCUGACCUCCCGGACGGAGAGUAUCUGAUCCGGUCGGAGCAUAUCGGCGUCCAUGGAGCACAUGAUGGACAGGCUGAAUUCUACUACGAAUGCGCCCAGGUCAAGGUCACCGGUGGUGGCAAUGGAAACCCGCAGGAUACCAUCAAGUUCCCAGGCGGCUACCAGAAAGACGACCCCUCGUUCAACUUCAGCGUCUGGGGCGGCAUGAAGGACUACCCUAUGCCCGGCCCGGCCGUCUAUACUGGUGGUUCUGGCUCUAGCACUGGUUCCUACAAUGAAAGCAACGCGGAAGACUCCAAUGAGUACCCCUACCAGAAGGAGUCCGGCACUUGCCAGAGCAACUUCUACCGCCGCGAGCACGCUCGUGACUUCAGCCACAGACGCGCUUAG
Messenger RNA from Aspergillus nidulans FGSC A4, 864 nucleotides. RefSeq names its product lytic polysaccharide monooxygenase auxiliary activity family 9 protein. Bases 1 to 864 code for a protein of 287 amino acids. NCBI's taxonomy places the organism in Eukaryota, Fungi, Ascomycota, Eurotiomycetes, Eurotiales, Aspergillaceae. The transcript has 3 exons. Gene Ontology annotation, cellular component: extracellular region. The record is from RefSeq and is a predicted model, not a curated record.